AUGUCAACUUCAAGGGAAUCUCUUAUGAUCCUGAAUGCAUCUGAGGAAAAACUGGUGCUCCAUGCUUACGAUCGGCAGAAACAUGACGGGCUCUCCCAUGUCCAUAUUGGAGGAGAUAUGCAACUCACACUUGCCUCCAGUAGAGGUGGUCGGGUCAGUCUUUUGACUGGGAGAAGAGUAACUGAGAAUGAUAAGAUGAUGCCUGUAGCAUUUUGCGAAGCACAUCUUUCUACGUCUGUAACGAAGCUCAGCCCAGGCACCCGGCACUCCACUAUGCCUACCAGCUCCCAAGUUAUCUAUGGGACAGCCAUGAACGGUACAGUUUACCGCUUCUUGACACUGAAGGAGAAGGAAUGGCGUUUGCUGCAUUUGCUGCAAAAUUUGUGCAUCCGCGACACAGUCAUAUGCCCUUUUACGUCGAAAAGGAAACGGCAGCGGAAUCCUGCAGGAUACGAAUCCCUUGAAUUCCAGCCUUCUCAGAUGCACAUUAAUGGGGAUAUAUUGAAUCGUUUAUCAAUCCGAGGGCCGAGCUAUCUAAUGUACAUGCUGGUUACGGAAGAGUUCUACAGCCCCUCGACUCCAGAAACUGGCUCGCCACAGGCCAUAUAUGAACGGUUUUUGGAGCUGUCGAAGGAUCUCCUUGGAGAAACUUCGAACCCGGUUGAAGAUGUAAUGAUGUGGCUCAAGCGCACACUACAUGUGGGAUUCUAG
Messenger RNA from Aspergillus oryzae RIB40, 711 nucleotides. RefSeq lists its product as uncharacterized. NCBI's taxonomy places the organism in Eukaryota, Fungi, Ascomycota, Eurotiomycetes, Eurotiales, Aspergillaceae. The coding region runs from base 1 to 711 and encodes 236 amino acids. The record is from RefSeq and is a predicted model, not a curated record. The transcript has a single exon.